Molecule: messenger RNA, 1047 nt
Organism: Acanthoscelides obtectus
Lineage: Eukaryota; Metazoa; Arthropoda; Insecta; Coleoptera; Chrysomelidae
Source: the annotation of a GenBank genome assembly
AUGUCUUCACAGAAACGAAAAAUAACGAACGAACAUCGAGUUUAUAAUGACCGUUGGGAAUCAGAAUAUUUAAUCUCAAACAAUAAUAAUAAACUUCAGUGCAUUGUUUGUAUGCAAGUACUAUCGGUUCCUAAAGAAUAUAAUAUGAAACGACAUUACACUACGUUACACGAGAAAACGUUUCGGCCAUAUUCAGGGGACUCGAGGCAGGCUAUCAUAACGGAAUAUCAGAAAAAACUAAAACAACAAACAAGUUUUUCAAAAAAUCUGACUCUGAUAACUAGUGAAUAUCGCAUCAACCAAUUGCAAGACCAUAUCAAUGAACAUGUAUCCAAAAAAUUGCGUGACGUGGUUGAAAAAUAUAAAUAUUUUUCGCUAUGCCUGGAUGAAAGCACUGAUCUGUCUGACAUUAGCCAGCUUGUAAUUUUUAUCCGAACUAUUCAAGACGACUUCAGUGUAGCAGAGGAGAUGCUUGACUUUAUUCCUCUCCAUGGUACAACCAAGGGUACAGAUAUUUUUGAAGCUGUGAAUAAGUUGGUGUCAGACUACGGGGGAUUUGAUAAAUGUUCCUGUAUUGUCACUGAUGGCGCCAGAGCUAUGACAGGGACUGAAAUUGGAUUUGCAGGACUAUUGAAACAAAACAGCAUCAACUGUCCUAUAGUGGGCAAUCGUGCUUUGACUCACAGAAAGUUUCGUGAUUUUUUAGCCGAAGUGGACGCUUCAUAUGGGAACUUUUUACUUCACACCGAUGUUCGUUGGUUAAGCGCCGGAAAGUGUUUGCAACGAGUGUUCGCUCUACGCAAGGAAAUUCCUAUUUUCCUUAAAAAUGAAGUGACGUCCGACACUACGGAACUGGAAAAUCAAAUGACAGAUGCACAAUUUUUAGCAGACCUUGCAUUUUUAACAGACAUGACAUCUCACCUCAACGAAUUGAAUUUGAAGCUACAAGUAAAACAGCAGAAUAUUGCCAACUUAUUUGGACACAUAAAUGGGUUUAAGAAUGAAAUUAAGCUUUUCAAGUCUUCAUUACAAAAAAAUGAUUUUUAA